Molecule: messenger RNA, 3644 nt
Organism: Hypanus sabinus (Atlantic stingray)
Lineage: Eukaryota; Metazoa; Chordata; Chondrichthyes; Myliobatiformes; Dasyatidae
Gene: arih2
Product: ariadne homolog 2 (Drosophila)
Exons: 15
Coding region: 307-1776 (489 amino acids)
Biological process (GO): positive regulation of proteasomal ubiquitin-dependent protein catabolic process; protein polyubiquitination; ubiquitin-dependent protein catabolic process
Cellular component (GO): cytoplasm; ubiquitin ligase complex
Molecular function (GO): zinc ion binding; ubiquitin protein ligase activity; ubiquitin conjugating enzyme binding
Source: RefSeq, a predicted model, not a curated record
CCGGCCCGACAGUUCCCGGAAGUGACGGGAACGGGUGAGUUCCGCUCGCGCUGCGUUUCCACGGCGGCCGCAGGAGUGGAUCGCGGGCCUGAGGCGGAGUGGCAGAGGGAGCGGCAACGGCGUCUGGCUCCGUUGUCCGGGCCUGAGGUGGACAGGAAACGGGCUCCGUGGACUCCGGCCCGAGGACCGCCGAGCUGAUUAAUCAACAGACAGAUGAAGAGCGGAAGUGAGCAGGGACACUUUGCAAAUACAGCGUUUUGCUCUUGGGUAUCAUAAAAUUUGUGGUCUAUUAUAGCAGCCUCAACCAUGUCAGUGGAUAUGAAUAGCCAGAGCUCUGAUAGUAACGAUGACUAUAAUGGAGACUCUGAGGAGGAGGAAGAGGAUCAAGGGGAUAUGCGUGACUAUUAUGAUGGGGUAGCGAAUGAUGUGGAAGUGCAAGGGGCAGACUCCUUUGAUCCAGAAGAAUACCAAUACACGUGCCUGUCGUACAAGGAGUCAGAGAAUGUGCUAAACGAACAAGUUGACUCAAUGGCAGAUGCCCUAAAGGUACAGCCGUCUGUAGCCAAGCUUAUUUUAGUUAACUUCCAUUGGAAGACCUUUGAUAUUUCAGAAAAGCAUAAAUCUAACCCGACUCAGCUUCUGGUAGAAGCCAGAGUUCAGCCAAAAACAACAAAAAGUACAUUUAUCCAUUCUUCUCAUCAUUGUGGCGUUUGCCUGCAGAAUGUUCGGAAGGAGAACUUGUUGUCCUUGCCCUGUCAUCAUUUGUUCUGCCGCAGUUGCUGGGAACAGUACAGUACUGUGCUAGUCAAAGAUGGCAUUGGAGUCGGCAUAUCCUGCAUGGCGCAAGACUGCUUGCUUCGAACGCCUGAAGACUUUGCUUUUCCUUUGAUCUCUAAUGAAGAACUAAGAGAAAAAUAUAGGCGCUAUCUUUUCAGAGAUUAUGUGGAGAGCCAUUAUCAGCUGCAGCUUUGUCCUGGCGCUGACUGUCCGAUGGUGAUUCAGGUGCAGGAACCUAAGGCUCGGCGUGUGCAGUGCAGCCGCUGUAAUGAGGUCUUCUGCUUCAAGUGUCGCCAGAUGUACCAUGCUCCCACCGACUGCACCACUAUUAAAAAGUGGCUCACUAAAUGUGCUGAUGACUCAGAAACUGCAAAUUACAUCAGUGCACAUACAAAAGAUUGUCCUAAGUGCAAUAUUUGCAUUGAGAAAAAUGGAGGGUGCAAUCACAUGCAAUGUUCAAAGUGCAAGCAUGAUUUCUGUUGGAUGUGCCUGGGAGACUGGAAGACCCAUGGCAGCGAGUAUUAUGAAUGCAGUCGGUACAAAGAGAAUCCUGACAUUGUGAAUCAGAGCCAGCAGGCACAGGCUAGGGAAGCCUUGAAGAAAUACUUGUUCUAUUUCGAAAGGUGGGAAAACCACAAUAAAAGCCUGCAGCUGGAAGCACAGACAUACCAGCGGAUUCAAGAAAAAAUCCAGGAACGUGUUAUGAAUAAUUUGGGAACGUGGAUUGAUUGGCAGUAUUUACAAAAUGCUGCAAAGCUGCUUGCCAAGUGUCGGUACACCUUGCAGUAUACCUAUCCAUACGCAUACUAUAUGGAGUCAGGGCCCAGGAAAAAACUGUUUGAAUACCAGCAAGCACAGCUGGAGGCAGAGAUUGAGAAUCUGUCAUGGAAGGUGGAGCGAGCAGACAGUUAUGACCGAGGGGAUCUAGAGAAUCAAAUGCAUAUAGCAGAACAGAGGCGUAGGACGCUGCUUAAAGAUUUUCAUGACACCUCAGACUAAAAGAGUCCUUUGGACAUGGUGACACUUCGAAUGAGACCUUGGCUGGGGAAGAUGAAGAAAUACUGGCUUUAGUUCCUUGUUUCUUUUAUCAUCUGACAUCCUUUGGUUUUCUUUUGUUUGUUGGAAUAGUCAGAAACACUCAUGGGUGUUUCCAUUCAUGAGUUAUAAUAGUGUUAGACUUUUUUUUAGAGGGAAAAAAGAUGUAUUUCUUUUUUUUAAAAAGAAGAAUGUGUUAACAUUUUAAGAAGUCUUGGCUUUUACAAACACUUUCACAGAGACUGGAAAGAUUGCAGAAGCCACAACACCCCACAGACUUUUAAUGUAAGUUUUCACUAGAACAAGAAUAUUUGGGACAUCUGUGGCACAACCUAAUUAUAUCGUGCACACUGGCACCAACGCACGCUGCUUAAGCGACGGCUGGGAAUUGAAAACUGCUUAAAGAGGAGUUGUUUGGGAAAUAUUUGGUUUUCUGGUAUCUUGCUUUACUGUUAGUUGCCUGCUUUGGCUGGGAACAAUCUUCUUUCUGUUUGAUUUGAGGGGGAUUAAUGUCAACAUUAAUUUAUAUGUAGAUGCAGGAAGUGGCCUGUCUUUGUGACAUGUAGUGAACUUCCUAAUACCUGCUGGAGAGCACAGUAAAAAAUAUGCCCCGCAUUCUCCCCAAGGUGGAAAGGGAACGUGACAAUUCAAUAAGUUUGCUGUUAUUAUCUCUAUUUUGAGCAGAACAGCUGAUGACUUAUACUGGUAAUGAUGCUCAUGAAUAUUCAUGAACUUCAUGAACUACCCAACUUGCUCCCCACCCCACACCUUACCAUGCACAGCAGUUUGUUACAACCUUGUUACCGGAUCAGCAUCAACAAUUUUUAAAAUAGUUUAUACCCUUUUUUUAAAAAGAGAAAAAAAAAGUGUUUUGAGCUUUUUUCCCUAGACACACUUCUUGUAACAGUUUAGUGAUGUACUUACUCUUGGUAAAAUGGGGUCCUGGUUGUGUAUGUGGGUUACCAGGAUAUAUAAUAAGUAUGUUUUUAUACAUUUCAUAUUUGUCACACUACCUCGAGUGCAUUCAGCAUUCUGAUCCAUAAUAGUAAGAAGAGUGAAAAAUUAAUUUUUGUUUUGCUUAGCAUUGGUGAAUAGGGGAACUAUUUAUGACGUGAAUCUUUUUUCUCUCCCCGCCCCUCUGACGAUGCAGCUGAGAGGUUGUGUAACUGCUGUAAUGUUUUCAACUAUUUGUGCUUUGUGCAGCAAUAGAACCACUGUAUCCUUGUUACUGGUAUAAAAGACUAUUUAAUUCUACAGGCUUGCCAUUGUCUGAAACCUUGCCGACCCUUUUCUCAGUCAAGUGCCACCUUCCUGAGGGCAGCGCGUGCUGAGCUCUGGGUGAAUUUGAUUCUUUUUGACUGUUUGUCUUCUGCUGACCAGUGGCCGCCGUGCUCUGAAUUUAGAUGACACCUGGUAUCAGUGAUCUAGCCACCUGUCUCACUGGCAUGCGUCACCACAACUGCAGAUCAGCUGAUGCAGGAUGUGGCGGCAAUGUCAACCACUCUGUUUGAUUUAAUUUUUCUUCCUCUCAAGCCAGAGUUUUGAAAUUUCUGUCCCUUGAGAUCCAGUUUCUGGUUUUCUCCAAUGGCAAGGAACUCUUUGCAAGCAAUAAAAAUGUGUUUUUUUUUUCUAUUCUGCAGCAUAACUAGUUGGAAGAUUUCAACAACUAAUUUAAUUUUGAGCUUGUUACUAUGCAUGCUCAAGGUUUGCAGUGUUACUGAAACCACUUGAUUGAAUUAUUACCUUGUAGCUGCUGCCCUCUUAUCCCAAUGUGAGCUGAAUCACAUGGAUAACGUUGAAUAAAUCUCACAGCAAUGUAGAUUAACUCUUAA